Messenger RNA from Penicillium malachiteum, 798 nucleotides. RefSeq names its product glutathione S-transferase family protein. NCBI's taxonomy places the organism in Eukaryota, Fungi, Ascomycota, Eurotiomycetes, Eurotiales, Aspergillaceae. The record is from RefSeq and is a predicted model, not a curated record. The transcript has 2 exons. Bases 1 to 798 code for a protein of 265 amino acids.
AUGUCUGUCCGCUCAGCUCCCAACAUAAUCCUUUACACAACCCAGACUCCAAAUGGAAACAAGGCAUCCAUCCUUCUCGAGGAACUCGGUAUCCCUUACCGCGUGUACAAACAUGACUUCAGCGCUCGAACUCACAAGGAGCCGUGGUAUUUGGACAUCAAUCCCAAUGGUAAAAUCCCGGCCAUCACAGAUAUCUUCAGUGAUGGCAAGGAGAUUCACAUCUGGGAGUCCGGAAAUGUGCUGAAAUAUCUCGUCGAGCAAUACGACACCGACUUCAAGCUCUGGUACCCACACGGGACUCGUGAGAACUAUGAACUUUUCAGUUGGCUCUUCUUUCAGGUUGGUGGUGUUGGCCCUUUUCAGGGACAGGCCACGCACUUUCUGAGACAUGUGCCCGAGAAGAUUCCGUAUGCGCUCGAUCGAUACCACAAUGAGUCAAGAAGACUCUACUCGGUUCUGGAAAAACAACUUUCAAAUAAUAAUGGGGGAUAUAUUGUCGGUGAUAAGUUCACCAUCGUGGAUAUUGCCUUUUGGAGUCUGGCUGCGACAGCUCCGUGGGCGGGUCUGGACCUUGGGGAGUUUCCUGCCGUCCAGGCUUGGUAUACCAGGCUGCUGACGAGGCCAAGCAUCCAAAAUGGAAUGAAUGUACCUGAGCCACAUGGUGUCGUUGCUUUAGCAGAGGACAAGGAUGGGCAGUUGACCAAAAAGUUUGAACAGUUCCAUCGGGAAUGGGUUAUGGAUGGCAUGAAGAGUGAUGCACAGAAAUUAGAGGCAUGUAAGAAGGGAAGCGCCGAGUAA